AUUCAAGUGGAGACAACUAGGUUCACUACCGCCAAACACAAAAAUGUUACAUGAAGUUCUGUUCGCUCUUUCUGGCCACUCUGGUGGUGUAUUUAUUGAUAAAGGCGACGGGAUACAAGUGUUGAGUGAUGUUCCUUUUAUAUCACCAUCAGAGGUGGAUCAACUGAACAAACUAUGUAAACUUGGUACAUUCUACAGGGAUUUUAAUAACUUCAUUAGACAAUAUGGAGGACAUCUUAGUCUACAACCAAAUGACAAAAGAAAGUCAGAGAUUCAUGGUUUGUACUUGAAGUCUUUCUGUCAUGGCCUAGAUAAAGUUUUAGAGGACUACAGAGCAUCCUUACAGAGACUUGAGAUGGAAAUACUAGCAGACCCAGACCUCACAAUAUCCCACCUUUACAGAACAUUAUUUCAAUAUUUUUUGCUGUUUCCAGCUUUAUCUGCAAUGGUAGAACAGAUCAAAUCACACAAGGCACAUGGCUGUUAUAUAUUAGAUAUUGUACACAAACACUCUAACUGUGGACAGCCUAGUGUUAAGGAAGCAAUGAAUAAAAUUCUACAUGUAUGUCAUGACGUGUUGUACAAACAGUUAUGUUCAUGGUUGUUACAUGGGUCUUUGUUUGAUCCUUACAAAGAAUUCUUCAUACAACAUUCUACAGGACAGACAACAGGUGUCAGCUCUGAGACACAGGAAGAGGAAGAUUAUUUAGGAAUUAUGGGUGUGACGGGAAGGCAGCUGCAGAAAGCAUUGUCUAUGACCUUACCAGAUACUGGUGGUGGCAGUCAUCAGACUUUCUCUAUACAAGCAGACUUACUUCCUGUUUAUAUUCCAAUACGCGUGGCGAACAAGAUUCUUUUUGUUGGAGAAUCAAUACAGAUGUUUGAGACAGAUAAGAAACCAGCUACACAUAAAAAAGGUAGUAUCCUGAAAAAUCAUGAAUCAGAAUUUGCCAAGGAUCUAUAUAAUUUAUCUCUAGAACCAGAUUUUAAUAACAUGUCAUUUGAAGCACUGAUUGAUAAAAUCAGGACACAUGUUGCUGAGCAUUUGUGGAUGUUAGUAGUGGAAGAUUCAGAUCUAGUGCCACAUUUAAAGAUCAUAAAAGAUUUUUAUCUAUUAGGAAGAGGGGAGCUGUUUCUCACAUUUAUAGAUCAUGCACAGAAUUUAUUAAGAGGACCACCUAUAGGCACCACAGAACAUGAUAUCAAUACAGCAUUUCAGCAAGCUGCAAGAAAUGUUUUGUUUGAUAAUGAGAAUUUAUUACAGAAUUUUCAUCUCACAGUAGCAGCACCAAUCACAAACAAAUCUACAACAGAUUCCACCAGUAGUAGCAGUAGUCAGCAGUCGGUGGAAUCGGGGUGGAAUUCUUUAAGUCUGACAUACACAGUGGAUUGGCCAUUACAUAUACUGUUUACACCAUCAGUGUUAGAAAAAUAUAACAGAGUGUUUAGGUUUCUCCUACUGGUUAAAAGAGCCCAAAUAGACAUACAACAGUGCUGGGUAUUACAGAUGCAGUAUAAACAAAAAGCUGUUAGUCGUGAAGAAAUGACUAAAUGGCAGCUACGAACACAUAUGGCUUUCCUGGUGGAUAAUUUACAGUAUUACUUGCAGGUAGAUGUAAUAGAAUCACAGUAUGGUAUACUGGUAGAUAAGAUUCAGUCUACAAGAGAUUUUGAGGCAGUACGAUUAGCACAUGAUCAGUUCCUAUCAGCAUUGUUAGCACAAAGUUUUGUACAUAUGAAAUCAGUAUCUCAUUGUUUACAUGAAAUAUUAGACCAGUGUGGGGCUUUUAGUAAGCUGUUGAUGCAUUGUGAAUCUCCUAUGGUACAUAGAGAACUUAACCAGUUAGAAAGUAUAGCUAAAAAUUUCCAAGGCCAGUCAAACUUAUUAUUUAAGAUAUUAUCAAGUGUCCGGAGUCACAAUGCCAGUCCACAUUUAGCACAGUUGUUACUAAGACUCGACUUCAACAGAUACUUCAGUAUAGCUGGGGGACAACUUGGAAGUUACUGAGAGUAAACAGACUGCCUGUUUAGUUAUAAACAUUGAUUGAUAAUAUCUCCUUUGAUUGAUGAUGAUGAUGAUGAUGAUGAUGAUGAAAUGUAACAAACAAAGCUUAUUUGAUAUCAUCACUGGAUUCAGCAGUGAAUUUCAUAUGUAGUAUCCAAUCUGUAGCUGCCCCAGAGGAUCUUAAUACACAGGACCAUCAGAAAAGUGUUACUAGAAAUUGCAUAUAGUAAAAUCACAGAACAAUUAUUAAGAGUGCUGCUGUUUGUUAAUUUAUAAAAAUUUUAAUGAUUAAAUAAAAUUAAUAAAUAUAUAA
Mytilus californianus (California mussel) is the source of this 2318-nucleotide messenger RNA. RefSeq names its product gamma-tubulin complex component 4-like. The record is from RefSeq and is a predicted model, not a curated record. The transcript has 16 exons. Gene Ontology annotation, cellular component: gamma-tubulin complex; equatorial microtubule organizing center; spindle pole. Lineage: Eukaryota; Metazoa; Mollusca; Bivalvia; Mytilida; Mytilidae. Bases 44 to 2008 code for a protein of 654 amino acids. Gene Ontology annotation, molecular function: microtubule minus-end binding; gamma-tubulin binding. Gene Ontology annotation, biological process: mitotic cell cycle; cytoplasmic microtubule organization; microtubule nucleation.